Molecule: messenger RNA, 564 nt
Organism: Alternaria triticimaculans
Lineage: Eukaryota; Fungi; Ascomycota; Dothideomycetes; Pleosporales; Pleosporaceae
Exons: 3
Coding region: 1-564 (187 amino acids)
Source: RefSeq, a predicted model, not a curated record
AUGUCGUUACUGGUCUUCAAGGAUGAGGCUGCCCGGCAAAAGGCCAUCGACGCGUUUCACAAGAUCAUCCAGUUCACGACACCACACGAGCCGGAGGUCUUGCAAUACGCAAACCAAGCAGCAAGUGAUGCGCAUCUGACUACCAAGCCUGUACAAGAUCUCAUACGACUCUUCACCACCGGAGAUGUCCUUGCUCAGCCACCAGAAGUUCACAACUGCCCGAUUAUCACCAAGAAAACAUCAUCACCAGUACUAAUCUCAUCAAAUCCGGCCAUCGUUUUGUUGAACAUUCCCUCCAAACCGGACACAUCCGCCACCAAACAGGCCGAAAAGUGGAGCGAGCUGUCGCAGAUCGUGAUGAAGAGCGUAAAAGGCGUGAGCUCGUUCACAGUCGUCGAAGACCGAGAAGCGAAAAGCACGCGUGUGGAGAGUGUACUGCAGAGUUGGGAUUCGUUUGCCGCAUACCAAGAGUUCAUGGUCGAUGGGCGGAGAGAUGGGGCGGAUUUGGUGAAGAUCAGGCCAAUUGAUGGCUUUGUUGGACGUGAUAGUUCGAGCAAGUUGUGA